GUGAGUCCUUCCAUUUGUUAUCUCGUCUUGCUGGUCCUGCAGGCUUUGAAAGGGCAGUUUCUAACAUCAUAUCCGUGAAAAGUUGCAUAAGAAAACAAGAGAAUCUAAAGAAGCAAUCAUGAGUCUCGUCGACGCCCAGCUCAAGGACGUUGCCGUCCUCGGUGCCCUCAACAAUGAAGCGCGCAAGAUCCUCACCAAAGAGGCCUCUGCCUUCCUAGCCAUCCUCCACCGCACCUUCAACCCUACCCGCAAAGCCCUCCUCCAGCGCCGUAUCGACCGCCAGGCCGAGAUCGAUAAGGGUCACUUCCCCGACUUCCUCCCAGAGACCAGGCACAUCCGUGAGAACGAUGCUUGGAAGGGUGCUCCUCCCGCUCCGGGUCUGGUGGACCGCCGUGUGGAAAUCACCGGUCCCACCGACAGGAAGAUGGUGGUCAACGCAUUGAACGCGGAUGUCUGGACUUAUAUGGCUGAUUUCGAGGACUCCAGCGCUCCCACAUGGGACAACAUGAUCAAUGGCCAGGUCAACCUCUACGACGCCAUCCGUCGCCAGAUCGACUUCAAGCAAGGAAAUAAGGAAUACAAGCUGCGCACCGACCGCACCCUCCCCACCCUCAUUGCUCGUGCUCGAGGCUGGCACCUCGAGGAGAAGCACUUCACUGUCGAUGGCGAGCCCAUCUCCGGUAGCUUGUUCGACUUCGGUCUCUACUUCUUCCACAAUGCCAAGGAGCUCAUUGCUCGCAGCACCGGUCCGUACUUCUAUCUGCCCAAGAUGGAGUCUCACCUCGAGGCCCGGCUGUGGAAUGAUGUGUUCAACCUGGCUCAGGAUUACAUUGGCCUUCCUCGUGGUACUAUCCGUGCUACCGUGUUGAUUGAGACCAUCACUGCUGCUUUCGAGAUGGAUGAAAUCAUCUACGAACUGCGUGACCACAGCUCCGGUUUGAACUGUGGACGUUGGGAUUACAUCUUCUCCUUCAUCAAGAAGUUCCGUAACCACCCUCAGUUCGUGCUGCCUGAUCGGUCCGAUGUUACCAUGACUGUGCCGUUCAUGGAUGCCUACGUCCGGCUGCUGAUCAAGACCUGCCACCGUCGCGGUGUGCACGCCAUGGGUGGUAUGGCUGCUCAGAUCCCCAUCAAGAACGACCCCGCUGCCAACGACGCCGCCAUGGAGAAGGUCCGUGCCGACAAGCUGCGUGAGGUCCGCGCCGGCCACGAUGGCACCUGGGUCGCUCACCCUGCCCUCGCCUCCAUCGCUUCGGAGGUCUUCAACAAGUACAUGCCUACUCCGAACCAGCUCUUCGUUCGUCGCGAGGACGUCAACGUCACCGCCAACGAUCUUCUCAACACCAACGUGCCCGGUAAGAUCACCGAGGCUGGUAUCCGCCAGAACCUGAACAUCGGUCUGGGUUACAUGGAGGGCUGGCUCCGUGGCGUGGGCUGCGUUCCUAUCAACUUCCUUAUGGAGGACGCCGCUACCGCCGAAGUCUCCCGCAGCCAGCUGUGGCAGUGGUCCAAGCACCACGUCACCACCUCCGAGGGCAAGAAGUUCGACAAGGCCUACGCUCUCCGUCUUCUGCAGGAGCAGGCUGACAGCCUGGCCGCCAAGGCCGGCAAGGGCAAUAAGUACCAUCUCGCCGCCCGCUACUUCGCUGGCCAGGUGACUGGUGAAGACUAUGCGGACUUCCUGACAAGCCUGUUGUACAAUGAGAUCUCCUCCCCUGGGCCCGCUGCCAAGCUCUAGAGGAGUUGCCAAAAGUUUAGUUUGGUCGUUAUUCGUUGGAGCACGCUUGUCGGGAAUCGGACGAUAUGAAUAAUGAAUACCCUUUCUUUUGCUUUGUUUUUGUACUGUCUAUAUUGUGAGAAAUUGACGGCAUUCUGUGUGUAUGAUGCUACCGUAGUUAAGCGUUCGUAAUUUCUCGGGUCCAUAGCAUCACUAUCACCAUGGAGCUUGGUAUAGACAACAUCACUUUCAUCAAACGUAAAAAGGAAUCACAAUUUU
This is a messenger RNA of Monascus purpureus, 1996 nucleotides long. NCBI's taxonomy places the organism in Eukaryota, Fungi, Ascomycota, Eurotiomycetes, Eurotiales, Aspergillaceae. The record is from the annotation of a GenBank genome assembly.